This is a messenger RNA of Stylophora pistillata, 582 nucleotides long. Its product is annotated as allatostatin-A receptor-like. The record is from RefSeq and is a predicted model, not a curated record. NCBI's taxonomy places the organism in Eukaryota, Metazoa, Cnidaria, Anthozoa, Scleractinia, Pocilloporidae.
AUGUCCAUUUUCCCUGUUGUUCAAACCGUGGAAAACCACAAUUCCCAAUGCAUGCUAUCUGUUUACGAUUUGGGCGAUCCGUAUAGGGCUCUGCGAGGAAUAUUCCUCUUCCUAGUAGUGGUCAACUAUCUGACCCCUUUGAGUGUUAUUUCUGUCCUUUAUACUAUUACCGCACGGAGGUUAUGGUUCCAUGUUGCACCUGGAGGGGAACAUUUUGCAGGAAACCGAGAGCAACUUGAAACCUCAAAGAGGAGAGUAGUUAAGAUGCUCAUCGUUGUUACCUGUGCCUUUGCCCUUUGCUGGCUCCCAGCACAGGUGGUCCACGUGAUAAUUGUCAUGCAAGCAUGGAAUGUUGAGGUAACUCUUCAGCCGAAUGUGAUGUUUUUGUGUUUUUGGUUCGGUCACGCCAACAGCGCCAUCAACGCAUGGCUGUACAUUUCCCUGAGAAUCAAGAUCAGUACAGCAUUUACAAGGAUCGCCAAUAGAAAGAGCAGCCGAUCGCCCCCGAGUCUCAGUGUCAAAACAUCGAAUGCCUUUUUACCACCAGAAGAAGAGGCUGUCCAGGAUGAAUCAAAACUGUAA